AGCGGCUUGAUGUUAUAGCUGUACCGCGCAGUGCGUUGGGCAAUGUUGCAGAUUGCCACGUUUCAAUGAUGAAAGGAUGGCGCCUUCAACACAUACGUUUCCAGAAGCUCAAGGACCACCUUCCAGUAUGUGUUUCUGUUUGGCACACCUUCCAGUGGACACGACCUUUUCAGUUACCACGGGCGAGUAUGGAAGCAUGCAGCGCGGCGCUCUUGUAUGGACGCAAGCGGACACAGCUACUGCAGGACAUAAAGCAGGGCCUCAAUGAGCAUAUGAUGGAGUUUCAGAAUUGGGGGCAUGCAGGCGACGUGGACUCCAUCAAUGCAGGGCUGCUACACAUUAUCUGUGAUUGCGCGGCAAAGGUGCUUCAGUCCUCGCCAGGGUAUGAGGAGAGUAAUGAGCUGAAGGUCACCAGGGGCAACAGGUUAUCAUAAUUGCUGUGUCAGGGACGGA
Molecule: messenger RNA, 453 nt
Organism: Prorocentrum cordatum
Lineage: Eukaryota; Dinophyceae; Prorocentrales; Prorocentraceae
Source: the annotation of a GenBank genome assembly